Candida tropicalis MYA-3404 is the source of this 840-nucleotide messenger RNA. RefSeq lists its product as uncharacterized. The transcript has a single exon. Lineage: Eukaryota; Fungi; Ascomycota; Pichiomycetes; Serinales; Debaryomycetaceae. Bases 1 to 840 code for a protein of 279 amino acids. The record is from RefSeq and is a predicted model, not a curated record.
AUGAAGAUAUCAACCAUCCUGUUCUUGUUGUCAACUUUGUCACUUACUCAUGCGAUUGACUGGUAUCCAGUAAACUCAAAGGGUGAAAUACCUGCUGAUAUUAAACCAUUCACCAAAGGUCAAGAUAUUCAAUUUGACUGUACUCAAAGAAACAUUGACAAUGGUGAACACAAAUUCGACGAAAAGGAAAACAUCAUUUAUGGACCAUUCCCAAAAUGUAAAGAAACUGGCAAACCAUUGCUGUUGAAGUACGGUGUCAAUGAAGAUAUUAGUUGUACUAUUGAGUUCACAGAUGAGUUAUACCACUUGUUUCAAUUGUAUUUACAUGAAGAUGUCCCAUUCAGUUGCAGAUUACCAUUAUCCUCAGAACCAUUACUGAUAGAAAAAGGCGGUGCAUCAAUUCCAUUCACAUUCAGUUUCAGAGGCACAUUAUCUGAAUCACACAUCGAUAUUGAUCACUCAAUGAAUGUUCUUAUCACCAAGCCUUCGAACAAUGAUGAAGACCAGUUUACUUUUAUAAGUGCUAUUGCUUAUGGAGCCGGUACUAACACCACUAGGACUGUAAUUGGAGAUGAGGUUACCUUGAACUUUGCUGUCAGAUGGUUAGAUCAAUUAGUUCCUGCAAAUUCUAACCAGGGUGCCAAGUUACCAUUCCAGGAUGGGUUCUACAAAUUUCCUAUUGCUUUUAUUCCAAUCAGCUAUCCAUUGUUCUAUUCAUACAUACUACUUACUGUUUUCAUCACUUCAGUCUUGGUUAUAGUUUUCUCCUAUAGAUGGAUCAGCAACAAGAUCAAGAAACACAAGUACAUGCCAGUUGACAACGAAUCCAAACAAGAUUAG